Messenger RNA from Rotaria sp. Silwood2, 2411 nucleotides. Lineage: Eukaryota; Metazoa; Rotifera; Eurotatoria; Philodinida; Philodinidae. The record is from the annotation of a GenBank genome assembly.
GUCUUAGAGAUCUGAGAGAAGACUGAGAAUAAGAAAGUUUUACAUUUGAAAAUGAUCUAGACGGUGUGCUAACAUUUUCCAUUUGGACUUUAUUUGUAGGUAUCGCUGGUUUAUACUCUGCCAUACUUCUGGCUCAAUCAGGUCAUACAGUAACAAUUUACGAAGCAAGUAAUCGAGCAGGUGGUCGUAUUCUGACAUAUCGCGAUCCACAAAAUCCAACGGUAUACAUGAGUGAAUUGGGUGCAAUGCGUUUUCCACUCGAUGCUCAUCCCUAUUUGAAUUCGUUGAUUCGAGAAAGAUACAAACUGAAUGUCACCGAAUUUCAAAUGUCCAAUGAUAAUGCCUACAUAUAUAUCAAUGGAAUUUUAGCUACAGUCAAACAAGCACGUGAAAAUCCAGACAUGUUCGGAUUUAAUACGAGUCAAAGUGAGAAAGGAAAGACUCCUGACCAAUUGUGGAAUGAUGCUGUUCAACCUAUGAUCAACACAUUCUCACAACAAGGCUGGUCAUCAGUCAGAAAUCAAUGGGAUUCGUAUUCGAUCGAUUCCUAUUUGAAUAAAAUCAACAUGUCACGUCCAGCUAUCGACUACACGAGUCUUUUUGGCAAUUUUGAAACGCAUCUUUAUAUAUCUAUUUUGUUUGCUAUUCGUGAUCAACUCGUCAUUAGUGAUCAAACAAAAUUUUAUAGUAUUCAAGGUGGCAGUGAUUUGUUAGUACAAUCGAUGGCUACUGAAUGUCAAGCAAUUGAAUCAAAUCGAUGUUCCAUUGUUUACUCAACUCCAAUAGCUGAAGUACAAUUGUUUGAGUCGGAUCUGGUUCGUUUGACAACAAAGAAUGGUACGAGUAAAGUGUUUGAUUCUGUGAUUGUGGCAACAACGGCAACUGCUGCUCAAUUGAUCGAUUUCAAUCCACGAGCCGAAUUUUCCGAUAAAUAUCGAGUCAUGAGACAGUUACACUAUGACUGUGCUACAAAAGUUGUUCUUUUUUUCAAUGUAUCCUGGUGGUACACACAGGAGAACAUCAGUGGAGGUCGCUCAAUUACCGAUUUGUCUGUUCGUUUCAUUUAUUACCCGACUACUAGCAGUGAUCAGACUGGCAGUGGGGCUAUUAUUGCCUCGUAUACUUGGUCAAAAGAUUCAAUCGUAUGGCAAUCUCUGUCCGAUUCAGAUGCUAUCGAGCUUGCUUUAAAACAAUUGAUUAAAAUUCAUCCUUCUUCGGCGAACAUGCGUGAUUAUUUUCAAGGUGGUAAAGUCAAACAUUGGUGUAAUGAUCCUUAUGCAAUUGGUGCCUGCUCUCUGUUCAUUCCAUUUCAAGAGACUGAACUUCUUGACAAAUUACAAGCAUCAAUAUCGAAUGUUCAUUUCAUCGGUGAACACACAAGUUUAGUUCAUGCAUGGGUUGAAGGCGCUGUCGUAUCGGCAUUACGACCGGCCUUGCUCAUUUCGGCACAAGCCGAAACAACAUUCGAUGUUAUUAUCGUGGGUGGCGGUCCAAUCGGCCUGAUAACAGCCGUCUUCUUAUCAUUAAAGGAACCGGCGCUUCACAUUGUCAUUGUUGAUCAAGGAACGGUGAUGAAUUCAGAUGGUAGGUCAAGCAUAUUUGAUCAACGACAAUAUAGACAAAUGUACGAUGAAGAGUAUCUUGUCGAGUUGGCCAAUGUGUCAUUUCCUCUUUGGCGUCAAUUAGAACAAAUGGCCAAUAUGUCACUUGGAUCCAUUCUGAAUACGGACGAUGGCUACUUAUUUCUUAGUGAUUUCGAUGCAAGUCAAUCUUCGAUCGAAGAUGAUUUACAAUCGAUCAAGCGAAUAUGUGAACAACGUCAAAUGGGAUGCGAAUAUUUGAAUAGUACACAAUUACAAACACGCUAUCCAACAUUCACGUUCUCUCGCCAACACCAUGGCAUCUUUCACAAUCAAUCGGGCUACAUCAAUGUAAGCACGCUCAUGUUGGCUCUCGUUCGCAUCAUUGCUCAAAAUCCAAACAUUAUCAUUCGUGAGCAAGAACAAUUUUUGUCGUUCAAACUGGAUAAUCAAACACAGAUCGUCACUGAUCGUGGUGUAUUGCGUGCUUCUCGAAAAGUUCUCUUUGUCCCUGGACCUUAUGCCAAACAGGUAUCUCGCUUACUCAAUGUUGAUCUCAAUAUUACAUUAUGGGAACUUCCAGUCUACUAUUUUCGUCUACUUCCAAAUGCCAGUCGCUUCCCUACCUGGUUUUCAAGGAGUGGAAGCGAUCUACAAUCACUCUUCUCCGGUUUUCCUAUCGCUUCUUCGUCCGAUUACAUCGCUGUCUUACCGGGUUUCAUUCCUAAUUUAUUCAAUACAUUGAUUUAUCCAUCCCAACGGGCAAAUAUGGUCGAUCCUUUUAUCACUCAAAAAGUGAUCGAGUGGGUUUCACAGCAUAUGGCGAUGUAA